UACUGGCGAGGUCAGGGCCGUGGAGAAGUUUUGGAAAGGGUCACAAAAAGGGCGAGGGAAUAAGUUGUUUUAAACAAUACGUGGGCUAAAAACAUCGGAUAAAACAGUUGCCGACUACGUUUGGAUGUUCGCCAAGUAACGUACGGGUGGAAGGAAGAUCGAUAUGGGAAGUUUGUGGAGAACUGUGAUAGUGAUAGUGUCUAUCAUGGAGAUGGCUUCUAGGAAUUGACAGGUCGUGUAUUAGGGUUAUCCAUGAAGAAGUUCUAUCGGUGUAAGCGACCAAAUCUCAACACCACUCCCAAAGGUGAUGAACCAGAUGCGAUGAAGGAGCAGAUGAAGCCGGAGCCUAGUCCGUGCUGGGGACGGGUUCUCUACGACUUCAGGCCCCAGGAGCCCACGGAAAUCGGCGUCACCCAGGGCGAAACAGUCACAAUACACAACGAUGUACGGGGAUGGCUCUUCGUAGAGACCAAGGCGGGGAACUUCGGGUACAUCCCUUUAAAGUUCUGUACGGUGAACGGUACGGCGCCGAGGCGGGACCCGAUGGAGUUAAAGGUUCGCCUGAGUAAGCAGGGUCGCAAAAUUAAAGGAGUCAACGGUGGAGACAUGAAAUGUUUACAAGACAAUCGAUUCGAAGUUAAAUACGAUGCGGAAAAAAGGUUGAAGACAGUUAAUAAUGAUAAGUGCCUAAAUAACAAUGAGAAGUCUUGGUGCAAAGAACAGUUGGAUAAUGAGUUGAGUACGAAUGCUUUGCUGAAACAUGCCAUCGCCACGCCUCUUCUUGUUGCGUAUGCGCGGAAGAGUACGAUCAGCAAAGACUACUGUAUGGGGACUGAGCAGGUUUCAUCGGGGAUAACGAACCGAGAUAGUCACCUUAUGGACACCAUGUGUCCACCAAUACCAGACAUUAGUAGUGAACACAGCGAAACCAGUGAAAGUCUAAGCAGUCUGGAGGAAACGUCCUCGGUAAAUUCUAGCCAACCAGAUUCCGUCCGAUCUGAUGACGUAAUGGAUUCAACGCCGGCAGCUUUCCUUCCGGUCAUGUUGAUUAAGAACCCGGAUCUCGUCCUUCCAGAUGAUUCUACGACAGAUAGUGGUUUCAGCAUGGACGAGGACAACGAGUUCUCAGAUUCUGAACGAUAUAAGCAAAUCCUUAAACGAAAAGCUGUUGAUGUUAUUUUCAAACAGAAUCUACACGACGCUAGAAAAACUACAAACUAUCGUAUGUCAACGGGUACUGGGACGAAGAUACAGAAACAGACUGCUGAAAAUGAAAGCUAUGAACCUAACCGAGUCUCCAACAUUUCUGGUGCUAAUGUUAUUGAACCUGCCAAAUUUCGUCCACCUGUACCACCAAAAACAAUUCCUUUUAAUCAGCGUGUUUCAGUCAAACAUCGUGAAGAAACGGUAUCAGAGCAGCAAAUCGUGUCAAGUUCUCGUGAUAAGGCAGCGGAGGAGAAAGUCAUACCGCGCGUACCUGUUAUUACGAAACCUACAGAUGUUGAUGGUCGGCCGCAGGGGUCAACAUUUCUAUCACGGUUUGCUGUGAGGCGGAGUAGCAAGGAUAACGUACUGCAGAAGGGGAAGACUGCCCCUGCAGUGGCGAGGAAGCCUGACAAUCGCAGGAAACAGGAGUCAUUAACGCUGUCGCGGAUCGCUGCCAGAGGUCUUCCUCGGAGCAAAGAAAAUUUACUUGAAGUGGAGGUGAAGCCAAAAAAUGAUGGAUUUAGGAAUAGGAAUACUUCCUUGCGUUCAGGCACUUCUGAUCUGCGGGCAAGUCAGGAGUGUUUAUUAGACUCAGAGGAUCCUGCAGGGAAAUUGACUGUCAAGGCUGAGGUGCAUGUCGAACCACGUGCGCCUGCUUCUGGUCAGGAGGUCAAAGGAUGUCUACGCCGUAGAGACAGUGGGUCCAGCUACCGUAGUAAGUCACUGGGUGGCAGGAGAUGGGGGAGCAUGGAGUGCCUUCUUGAUAGAAAUCCAAGGGACGAUCUCGGUGGAAUACAUUCAGUAAGGAAUGAAAACAAUAGGACUGGAAGUGUUGAGUGUUUGCUUGACACGUCAAGUGAAAGCUCUGAUUUGCGUUUCGGUAAACCGUCCAAACCCCGUGUGAUAGAUUUGCAAGGGAGUCAAGAGGUGUCAUUAGCUAAGAGUAAGAGCUGUGAAAAAUCCGAAAAAGAAGUCGAAAACAGUAGUCAGUAUGUUAGUAUAAAGACAUCAGCGCCAAAUGUGGGGCUGAUAAAAUCGUCCCAGGUUUUGAAUACGUUUCGUACUUGGUUAGAUUCGGAGGCUCUGGAAAAACAGGGUUGUCAAACAUUUGCUAGUGAACAGAAUACAAAAUCGUCGACAAAUGUCAACAAAAAUGGUGCAAUUAAUUCAACUGAUGGUAACAGUGAUACUGUUAGUCGAAAAGAAACAAUGUCAACCUUCAGUCAUGGUGGAUUACGGACUUCUAAAGACACUUUUAAAUGUCCUGAAACGCCUCCUGCAUCUGAUUGUGCUACGGUUGUGACAGAAGACACUGUGCCACAUGUUAGUGGUGGACACGAACUAAACUUGUUUGUUUUUGAAAAGGAGACCACACAAGACGUGGAUACAAAGGUCACUUACAGGGAAACACCUGGUAGUACUAGUCCCAUCAAAAGUGAACUCGCCGGUGCUAUAAAAAAUGAUCAGGUUUCGUCUUUUGAAUCUCCAGCGCUGGAACAGUUAGACAGUAGAACAUCCGCUUAUCUGAACGCAGACGUCAUGACGUCAUUCAAGAGCGAAGAGACUGUAAUCUCAGCAACUAGUCUUAUUAGUAAGUUAAACAAGAAUCGAGACAAUCAUGUGAAAUUACGCAGGGUAAAGUCAAUGAAGGAGACAUCUCCGCGCAAGCUAAAGGAACGUCGCGUGGAUUGGAGUCCGUGUGUACAAAUACAUUUCUACGACCCAGAGUCUCAGAUAGAUUCGCGAGAGGAUCACGUAUGCCGGACUACUGCUAUGGACUUUGCCAACACGCUCGAGUACGAAGGGUCUUUAGUCUAGCUUGGUCAUCGAUUGUACCUUAGUCAGCUUCUCAAGGGUUUGGUGUAGUCUUACGAAUAGAGUUGGUACAGCCUGAAAGACAAGUUGAAGUCGACGAAAUUUCUUCCAAGCGUUUUCAGUGCCUGAGAUGGUAUCACAAUGAUUGAGAACAUUGCUGCCAUCUGAGCAACCGUGGGAGGUUCGAAAUAGACAAGCACAGCCCCCAGGCCUAAUCAGAACUGUCAGACUGCCGUGUUCACCUAUUGAUAAUUCUAUAAUUGUUGCUAAGAGUUUCAAUUCAAACUCAGAUUUCUUGUUUUAAAGAAUGGCUUAUUAUUGUAGGAAUAGCCUACGUUCGCUAUAAAAGUUUGUACGUCUAGCAUUUAAGAUUUAAGGGUAACAGAUCAAAGUACUGCUUGGUCGGUUGAGAUUAAGCAACUUCAUUGUGACGUGGACAACUUCGUCUUCAAGGCAUAGUUAGUCGUAGCAUCUUUAACUUUAUAAAAACACUAUUUGUGGGGGGGGGGAUGAUAAGAACCAACGGAUUCUCAAACAUCACUUCCUCUGAUUAUAUACAUCGAUCAACGGUUGCCCACUCUCGAUCUGAAGAAACUGCCUCUAAAGUCUCCGCUAAGGUUUACUUACGUAACACAUGAGCCGUUGCUAAAUUUCUCUAAGGUAUAUGGACCAAGUGUUGCGAUCGUGUCGUGAUCGUGGUGAUGCUGCAUAUCUAUUGAAGUUCGAUCGGUAUGAGAAAAGAAACGAUGACUCUCUAUAUACAUGUAUACAUGUACAUAUUCAAGUGACAUAUUCUUUUAAGAAAACAUGUAUCGGUAUUUUUCCUUUGAGUCUGUGUUGAAAGUUCACCUGCAUUCUUCCAUCAAAUAGUUUAGUUGGUGACGUGUAACUGAUUCAGUGAUUGCAACUAUGAGGUCGAUGAUCUUCCUCAUCGUUUACCUCGCUUGCCUUUCUUCGUUGACUAUAUCAUCGAAAAUGAACUUGGGUGCCGAAAGAAACACUUUUCAGUUAUGUCGUCUGGUAUUGAUGCAUGAAUCAACAGAAAAUAGUUUUGUUCUCUAAUAAAAUGGCGUAAACGUGUUUUUACGUCUUGCUGUCGUACACUGAGUGAUUAAUGAACGUGCAUUAACGUCAAGAGUAACCGGACAGACAAGAUGUAGCCUAUUACCAUUGACAGUUUUGCAUCUCUUCCUCGAAUUGUACCCGUAGGGGGUAUUCUGUAUAGUAGAAAUACAAUCAUGUACAUUGAGACUUUUCUAUCACGACUAUUCCGUGUAAUUUGAUAACUGCUCUCAUCAGGACACCAUGAAGUAGCAGAUACGCUGCGAAACCAAUCGCAACGGCAUUUUAUGUCGACAAUAACUACAAAAAGAACAUGUACUUUACACUGAUAUUACCGUCUGUAUUAUUCGCCAUCAGAAUCAUGUCAACGUAUACAAGAACGAAGCAAAGGUUUCAGCCAAACAGUAAACUAAGUCUUCAAAACUAACCACAGUAUAAGUCCACGCUGCGCAAGUAUACUUUUUGUUGUAAUCAGGUUUGAAUUUACUUGUACUGGAGUCUGUCUCAUCUGUAUUUGUGUUUGUUCUCGUAAGGUGGAGCCCGACAAAUCUAGCAGUUUACGUUUACGAUGUACUUUGCAACAGGGAAUUUUCCCGGCGCAAAGUACCGGAAACGUCAACCCAUUGUUCGACAUCGGUAUCAUGAGGGCGAACAAUAAGAUAGGCGUUCAAGUUGUACGUGUGGUUUAAUAACGUUAUGUCAAACUUAGCAAGCGUCUCUGACUAAACUUCUCUAGUGAGCUUACUUCCAUUUUAGCCUCACUGGUAUUAUUUUGGAAAUGUUGUAUUGUGGUUAAAACGUUCUCUCUCGCCUGUGAACAUAUAAUGUCAGUGACUUGAAAUCACACCGAGUACUCCCGGUUUUCUCGCAACACUCUUCAAAUUUAAUCGUCAGCCUUGUCAGUGAGAUAGAAUGAUGUGUCCGUCAGUGAUCUGCUAGAACUGGGUGUCCUUAACAAGCUAAAGCAUUUCAAAUCAUGAAUUGACUGUAUGACUUGUAUGUACUUUGAUCUGCUAUUCCUAUUUGAAUUCCAUUAAACUAAUAUAUUCAU
Lineus longissimus is the source of this 5134-nucleotide messenger RNA. RefSeq lists its product as uncharacterized. NCBI's taxonomy places the organism in Eukaryota, Metazoa, Nemertea, Pilidiophora, Heteronemertea, Lineidae. The coding region runs from base 253 to 3024 and encodes 923 amino acids. Gene Ontology annotation, molecular function: protein binding. The transcript is spliced from 2 exons. The record is from RefSeq and is a predicted model, not a curated record.